This is a messenger RNA of Aureobasidium musti, 897 nucleotides long. The record is from the annotation of a GenBank genome assembly. Lineage: Eukaryota; Fungi; Ascomycota; Dothideomycetes; Dothideales; Saccotheciaceae.
AUGCCAUCCGUCGAAACACUUGACCACGACGUGUCUCCCAUCUCGUCGCCUGCUCUUUCGCGUGUCAACAGCAGGAACAGUGCUGUCUCAUCUUUGGAUAUCUCUCCUGUUUCUUCGCCAGUCUUCUCGCCUACUCAGCUAUCAAGCUCUGGCCAUGGAGCGCCAGCUUCAGACACAGCAACACAAACCUCAUAUGACCACUCUUUCACCGAUGCAGAUGACUGGUUUGGACGCUUCCGCGAUGACCUAGAUAUCUCUGACGAAUGCCCUGAUCGCGGACAACUCUCUGUCGCUGGACAGGUCCCUGUAUACGAUGCCAAUGGAAACUCGCGACUCUUCAGCACUUUCUUUACAGGUCUGGAUGCCAUUGGCGACAGACAGUUCAUCAUCUUCGUGCGACACUUUUACUGCGGCAUCCUGACUAAUCUUCUGUUCCUGCAGGCUUGUCAAGCUUACAUGAAAGCCAUUGCCGAAGCCAUCACCAUGCAAGCUUACUACACCAUGCGCGUUCCUACAAACAUCGUUGUCAUUGGCUGUGGUUCGCCAUCCAUGAUUCCCUUCUACAAGCAGUCCACUGGCUGCCCUUUCCCCAUUUUCGCCGACCCUACACGCAAGCUCUACAAGGCUUUGGGUAUGACACUAACCCUCAACAUGACCGGACCUAAGAGACCGCAAUACAUGAAGGAUAUCCCUCUACACAAGUGGCAGGUCCAACAAUGGUCGACAAUGGCAAAGCCACCCAAAGGAUAUUCACGCUUCAAGGGUGGUAACCUGCUCCAAAUCGGUGGCGAGUUCUUGUUCCAGGACGGCCAGGUUGUCUGGUGUCAUCGUAUGAAGAACAUGCGUGGUCAUGCCGAAGUCGAUGUCGUCAAGCGCGUCUUGGAACUGGACGACUAA